AUCAUUUUAUAGUAAUUUAUAAACCGGUACAGAAAAUUUGAUAGUGUUGGCCAAUGACGCGGGGAAAUGUUCUCAUCAGCAUAGAUAUAAACCUUACUAUGUUCUCUGAUUCUUGGUUCUCCAAAGCAAAGCGCAAACACGCAGAAGCGAUAUGACUUCCACAAACCCAAAUGUCUGUUUUGUUUCGUCUUACAUCAAAGGUCGCGUCUUUGGCCAAGUCAGGUCGUAUAGCAAGCGCCCGCCAGGUGUUCGACGAAAUGCCUGAACGAGAUACGGUGGCGUGGAACACAAUGUUAACGAGCUAUUCCCGGUUAGGUCUACAUCAGGAAGCUAUUUCGAUCUUCACCCACUUGAGAUCCUCCGACGCUAAGCCUGAUGGUUACUCGUUUACAGCGAUCUUGAGCACUUGUGCGAGCCUACGUGAUGUUAGAUUCGGGACACACAUUCACUCUCUGGUUAUCCGGUCUUGCUACAAUGCCUCUUUGGAGGUGAACAACUCGCUUAUUGACAUGUAUGGUAAGUGUUCUGACACUCUUAGCGCUAGCAAAGUGUUUAGAGAUAUGUGUAGUGAUGUUAGAAAUGAAGUAACUUGGUGCUCGCUUCUGUUUGCUUAUAUGAAUGCUGGAGAGUUUGAAGCUGGUGUGAAUGUUUUUGAUGAAAUGCCGAAAAGGGUUGUGCAUGCGUGGAAUAUAAUGAUCUCUGGUCAUGCCCAAUGUGGAAAGAUUGAAUCUUGCUUGAGGCUAUUCAAAGAGAUGUUGCUUGAGAGUGAGUGUGAACCGGAUUGUUAUACGUUUAGUUCUCUGAUGAAUGCUGCUUGUGCUGAUGAUUCACCAAGUCUUGUUUAUGGACGGAUGGUUCACGCUGUUAUGGUGAAGAACGGGUGGGACUCUGCGGUUGAGGCGAGGAACUCUGUGUUGAGUUUCUACGCAAAAGUAGGAUGUAAAGAUGAUGCAAUGAAAGAGUUCGAGUCUAUUGAAGUUCUGACUCAGGUAUCUUGGAACUCUGUUAUCGACGCGUGUAUAAAAGCAGGGGAUACAGAGAAGGCUCUUGAGGUUUUUCGUCUAGCUCCUGAGAAAAACAUCAUUACUUGGACUACUAUGAUUUCAGGAUACGGUAAGAACGGUGAUGGAGAGAAAGCUCUGAGGUUUUUCGUUGAGAUGAUGAGAUCUGAGGUGUAUUCAGAUCAUUUUGCGUAUGGUGCUGCCCUUCACGUGUGUUCAGGAUUAGCCCUUUUAGGACAGGGGAGAAUGAUCCAUGGUUGUCUGGUCCAUCGUGGCUUUCAAGGCUAUGCUUACGUUGGUAACGCUUUGGUUAAUUUGUAUGCCAAGUGUGGAGAUAUCAACGAAUCAAACCGUGCGUUUGGUGAUAUAGCUAACAAGGAUUUGGUGUCUUGGAACACGAUGCUUUUCGCGUUUGGUGUGCACGGGUUAGCAGACCAAGCUCUAAAGCUCUAUGAAGAGAUGAUAGCGUCAGGUCUUAAGCCAGAUAAAGUAACAUUCAUUGGAUUGCUGACAACUUGCAGCCAUUCAGGACUUGUGGAGGAAGGAUGCGCGGUUUUUAAAUCCAUGGUUAAAGAUUAUGGAGUCCCGUUGGAAGUAGAUCAUGUAACAUGUAUGAUAGAUAUGUUUGGGAGAAGUGGACAUCUAGCAGAAGCAAAGGAGCUUGCUACAGCUUAUAACAAUAGUAAUAAUAAUAGUUCAUGGGAAGCUCUUUUGGGUGCUUGUUCUACGCAUUGGCACACAGAGUUAGGAAGAGAAGUUAGCAAAGUUCUGAAGAUAGCGAAACCAAGCGAGGAGAUGAGUUUUGUUCUGUUGUCUAACUUGUACUGCUCGAGUGGGAGGUGGAAGGAAGCAGAAGAUGUGAGGAGAGAAAUGGCUGAACGAGGCAUGAAGAAAACACCUGGAUGUAGCUGGAUUGAAGUAGAUAACAAUGUUUCAGCUUUUGUAGUCGGUGACUGUACUUCACACCCGCGCAUUGAGGAGCUUUCUGAAACUUUAAGCUGUCUUCAAUAUGACAUGAGAAAUUAACCCUGUAUUGUUUGGACCUUGAAAAUGUUAAGCAGACACAAAAACUGUUCAUACACAUACACUAUUGUAUCAGUAGUAAGCAAACGAGUUAGCCUUCCUUU
This is a messenger RNA of Raphanus sativus (radish), 2128 nucleotides long. RefSeq names its product pentatricopeptide repeat-containing protein At2g36980, mitochondrial. The record is from RefSeq and is a predicted model, not a curated record. Gene Ontology annotation, biological process: RNA modification. Bases 171 to 2027 code for a protein of 618 amino acids. The transcript has a single exon. Lineage: Eukaryota; Viridiplantae; Streptophyta; Magnoliopsida; Brassicales; Brassicaceae. Gene Ontology annotation, molecular function: RNA binding; protein binding.